AUGACGGACAUUGACAGUUUUCUGGAGGCGAAUCAGUUGUUGUCCAACACAUUGAAGCAGCUGGAUGAGGCCAUGAAACAGAGUAAGUUUUAUCACAAAUUCCUUGAAAAGACCAAAAAAACAGGCAUGGGAAGGGCUUUUUUCGAAUCGAUUGGACCACAAUUAGUGUCCAUGUGACUUUGAUUUGAUUUUUUUUUGCCAAAUUGAAUAGUUUUAUUGUUUUACGUCAGCAAAUUUGCCGUAUUUUACAUUAAAAAUCUUUUAGCUUUCAAAACAUUUAAGUUUGAAAAUUUUAGCUAAUUACCAACCUUUUUAAAUUUCAAACCCACUAGAAAUUGCAAAAACUGAAAUUGUUUGACUGAAAAAACAAAAUUUUCAUGUUUUUUCAAUUUGAUUUAACGCGUAACGACUUGCUUUCCGCUUUGAAUUAUCCACAAAACGAUCGGAUAAUUACAUAGACAUCACACUAAAUUGGCGGAAUCAACUUUGAAUGCAAACGAAUUUCAAAGCGUUCCCUUUACCCACAUGGUAUUCAAAUCUGAUCUGAAUGUUUUGUUUUCUUUAUUUUCUUUAGGAUUUAAAAAAAAUUUGAAAUUUUGCAAUUUUUAAGUAAAAAAUUUGUAAAUACAAUGUUUUGACCGGGUUGAGCUAAGACAAAAUAAGGUUUUUGUAGAUUUAUAACAUUACUAGAACUUUAAAAUAGUAGCGCAAUACGAUAGUUAAUAGAUCUUGGGUAAUAGACUAGGAUAAAUCUCGAUUAGGUCAGGGUAGGGCUAGGACAAUAUAAAGCUUGAUUAGAUUUAGAGUUCUAUUAAGAUAAGGAAAGGGUACGCUUAUAUGUAUUAAAGUGAAUUUAAAUAGUUGAGGGCUAGAUUAAGCUGUAAUAAAAACAGCUUGGGCUAGAGUAGAGCUAUAUUAGUAAGGUAGUAAGGUAAGACACAAGUAGCAACAUUACUAGAGGAUUACAUGAGUACGGUAAUACGAUAGUGCGGAAGAACUGUUUGGUUGUUCACUUUUUCUGCGCGUACUCUCAAAACAAAUUUGUAGGGUAAGGGUCGCAGAAUUAUGUGAACAACCUAAUAUACUAUGCUAGGAUAGAGCUAGACUGGGUUACGAUGAGAUUAGGGUAAGGCUAAAUUGAGACAGAGCUUAGACAAAUCAAACACAUCUCUAGAAUAAGAUGAAGUUGGGGUAAAACUAUAGUAGGGUAGAAAUAGAUGGGGCUGGAUUAGGCAAGAGUAGGCCAUGAAUAGUUCUAGGAGAGGGAAGGAAUAAGCUAAGAGAGUAAAUUGUUCUCUAAGCUAAUGUAUUGCUAAUGCAACUCUAAGCUAACUAUCACUUUGUUUACCUUUAUAUUUCAAACUUUAUGAGAAAAAACGUAUUUUACAAACUGAAACAUUUAAAUUUUCUAAAACCAAUUUGAGUAUUUGCAACUUUUCGCGCUUUGAAAGCCUGUUUUUAAUCGAACAAUGUUUACAAAUGACCUUUUGCCGCAGAAAUCCUUGAAUACAUAACUAGGGUUUGCAUCGGCAUACAUUCGAUUCUGUUUGCAAAUAUGGGGUUGUAUUCUGUUUUUAAGGGGGGGGGGUUUGAGAUUUUUUGAAUUUAAAAUUUGCAUUUAAAAUCUUAUUACUCCGUAUUUUACUUUUUUUUGCCUUUAUUUUUAUUAUUUCACAUUAUUUUCAGACGAAGAAAAAUGGACCCCAUCAUAUAAUCGUCAUCGCUCAGUAUCACCGAUACGAUACAAGUCCAACUUCGUUAUGACAACACCACCAGAUGAUCUUUUAAACGGCAAUGUUGUUGAUGGUUUCGAAAAGAAUGGGAACAACGAACGACCAACCUCUGAUCCAUCGUCCACUACUUGGGAAAACAAGGACACCAACUCUAUUGGCAGUGGUAACACCAGUAGUAAUGAAGAAUCACCACUCUCUGAUCAGGCCUCAACCGUAUCUAAUAGGGUUACGCUGGAGAAGUUGUGCAAGGUAAGUUGGGGUGAAUGUUGUAGGAAAGGGUAAAAAUAAAGUUAGGUUUUGUCAAACGUAGGUAGGGAUCAGGAUAGGCUGCGACUAAGCUCAAUUUAAGGUUAAGGUUAAGACUCAAGAUCAGGGAGCAGGCUUAGGCUUAGACACAGGCUUAGGCUCAGGUUCAGGCUCAGGCUCAGGCUCAGGCUCAGGCUCAGGCUCAGGCUCAAGCUCAGGCUCAGGCUCAGUUUUAAGCCCAGGCUUAGGCUUACCUCAGGUCUGUGAUCAGUUUUAAGCUUGAGCUUAAGCUCAACCUCUAACUCAAGUUCAAGCUCAGAAUUAGGCUAAGGCUCUAGCUCAGGCUCUGUUUUUAGCCCAGUCUCAGGCGAAGGCUACGGCUAACACUCAAGCUAUGGAUCAAGCUAUAGUUCAGGCUAAAGCUAAGUCUAGACACAGCAGGGCUAGGUCUUAGUCUAUGGCUUGGUCAUAAUUUUUCUGGUUUUCCAGGCGAUUGAAACGGAUAAACUUCCGCCGCCGGAUCCGAAGGUCAGGUACAAGAUUCUGAAGUGGAUCUACGACAAUAAUGGCGACGAAUCCUUGCGUAAUCUUGUGGUAUGUUUGUUUUUUAGUUUGAAUCUUAAAAUUAAAAAAUUUUUUUUGAAAUAAUGUUUUUGUGGCUUUGUGUUUCAAGGGAGAUUUAUGAUUUUUGUAAAAUACGAGAGUUGUUUAUAGCGGUUUUAAAUUUUUAAAAUUUGGCAUUCUGUUGCAAGACGAAAAAUGUUCGUAAAAUACGAAUUGUCCUGUUGUGCGUUGAAAAAAAUUAAUCAAAAUGAAUCUUUGAACUAAAAUUUACAUUUAAAAUUUAAAAAUUUUCAUAAUCUACCUCUAAUUUUAAAAAUCCACCCCAUUGCCAAAACUUGCCCCUACCUCUAUUUUGCGUCGCACUUGUGAUCCUCCAAUCAAUUUUUAUAAGCUUUAUAAAAUUCGACAGCUGAGCGUCAAAGCCAUCGGCUUCGUUUGCUUUUUGUGCCCACCUAGUGUCUCUUUAUACCUGUCCGACCAAACCCUUCGGCCAAGCCUCUCCUUUCCCGAAUUCCGAUCCAACAAAAUUUGAUAAAACGCGUUUAUUGGCGUUGAGGAGGUUGUUGGCCAACGCCGAGGCUUGAGACCAACUUUUUUAUGAGGCUAUUGAUACUACUGUUGGAAUUACAACUUGUUUACUAUUGGGAUAGAUGUGGGUUUUAUUGUGGGAGAGAUGGGUGCUUAUGAGGGGGGGGGGAGGGGGGGGGGUUAGAAAACAUUGAUCAUAUUGUUUUAGAAAAAACGUCUUGUUUUUGUUGGUUUAUAUCCCGUAUUGUACACAAUUUUACACAAAGUACGGUUUGUAGUGUUGGCGUACUAUGUAGUGCUACGUCUUAUUUACUAUUAUAACAAUUUAUGGCUUGUAAUCAUUUUGUACUAAUUAAAAAUACUAAUUUAGAACUUGUAA
This is a messenger RNA of Bursaphelenchus okinawaensis, 3450 nucleotides long. NCBI's taxonomy places the organism in Eukaryota, Metazoa, Nematoda, Chromadorea, Rhabditida, Aphelenchoididae. The record is from the annotation of a GenBank genome assembly.